GUUUGCAAUCCAUCAUUUCCAUGCCACACUUUCAAGCAGGGAAAUGAUUGCUACCUUGAACUUAAAGCCAAAAAAGGGAAAUGAUAUAUCUGCAAACGCACAGAUAUUCAGGAUGUGGCUGCUGUUUCCUAUCAUAAACACGUGACCUGAGUUGGUAGUUGUUUUUCCACACUGCAAAAGAAAGACAUCCAGUUUAGGUGAUAUUUUUGGGUCACUGAAAGAUACAAUGACCUUCCUGACAAGCUGGAUUCCUGUCCUAACUACGUUUCUGCUUCUUUUAUAUUUCUGGAGAGCAAAGGUCUCUGCCUCUGGAACAUCCGAGGAGGAUGUAAUAGACCCCAAGUAUGUUAUCAUAGGAGUUACCCUGGGAGCCUUCCUAGCAUUUGGUUUUUUAGCACUAAAGAUCUGCAUGAUCAAAAGGCAAUUGAUUGACAAUGACUUUGUAGAUUCAGACAACAGAGUGGAUAAAAGGUAUCUGUUGUCUUUGCUAGGCCCUGUGGCGUUGCCAGUAAGGCUGGUGAGAUACAGCUUGCUCUUAUAAAGAACCACAUUCACCACAAAAUAGACACACACACACACACACACAUUCAUUACCUUUGAAAAGUGGCUUGUUUCUUAAAUAUUGAGUUAUCCCUUUUAUUUGUCACUGUCACAAUCUUGCACUGUCUCCUUCUCUGGAUGGACAUCACUCUGUUGAGGGGACCCGACCGCCGGAUCCCAUGCACUUUUAAGCCCCCUGGGUCUGGUUAGACCCAAGCCACUGUUCCUAGCUCUGGGUCUUUGGCACAAUCCCAGCACAAACCCUAUGUCUGCCAGCUUUCCUUGGGAUGUGGGACUCCACAGCCCAGACACCUGAAUUCCCAAAAUCAGUGCUCCAGCCUUCCCAAGCCCCCAGUUGCUGAGAGCUCUACCUUACUAUGAGCACUCAGAGCUUCUUAACUAACCCCUUCAAGAACAACAUGGCAGGCAAGCAAGGAACACACAUCACUUUUACUCUCAGGAAAGCACAAGAGAGAUACAGAUCUUUGCAAAACAAUCAACAGUCCCAAGGCACACUUCCCCCAUCCCUUCUGUGAGUCAAAGGUCCGGUCAGCUUUUCAUGCAGAAUCCCUCUUACCCUCUCUCCCUCCCUCCCUACAGCUGGGCUUCUGAUGUGGCAGAGGACAGCUUCCCCCCCGCCCCCCAUUUUCAGAGAGCAUCCCCCUCUCUGGUGUUGUUUGCCAUGUGCCCAGACUGCAAAAUUUGGACCCCCACAGGCAUGUGAGUCCCACAUGAAGGAAACCCGUGUCCCCUGAGGCAGGCCAGUCCUCAUGUGUCAUUCAAAGCUGAUUGACCUCACUGGCUCUUUCAUCAUCCCUCCUUGGCAAUGCAGCAUGUGGAACAGACUGACCUUCUCAAGGUCACACUGACAUUCCCACACAGAAUGACACGGAGCAGUUUAAAUGGAAGGCACAAAACCAAACAAAGUUCACAGUUUGGGUCAGACAUGUCACAAUCAUCAUCUAACUUAAUUCCCCAAUGGAACUGCCCUGAUGAAUCAGCUAUUGGUCGGCUCUCCUCACACACAUCCCUGCCAUUCCUGAGAGCAAGGAGGCAGGGGGCAGUCUAGAGUGCGGGCAGACUGGUGUGGAGCUGUGGAAAGGCAGAGAAGAUGCUCUGGAGAAGAAAUCAAGAGACCACAAGCCCUGCCUUGCUUUUCCUGCCCACAGACACCCUGUGGUUUGCUGCCCCGGCCCUGCCCUCUGAAGAUCCACAGGAAGUUCAACCGGUCCCUGAUGGCAGGGGUGAGUUAAUAGCUGCCGGCCUCCUUCCACCCCACCAUUCAUUCUCCUCCUUGGCCCCAGCAGCCCUGCUCAUCCCCUUGUGUGCACGUGACUUUCUCACUUCCCCACUGUAACCUCCACUUCCCGGCUUAUCUCCCAUAAGGAGCACUUGAAAUAUUGCUGCUUCACUGCAUACUGACUGAGCUACCCUCCCCAUUCCAGCCUCAACUCCCCUCCAGAGCAUCCCACUGCCCGUAUGGCUUCCCCACUCUCAUGGUUACAGGGCUAGAUGCUCCUCUGUCCUCUCUAGUCUCACUGAGUGCAUCCCCUCAGCUGUCAGGUCCCAUGCCUUUACUCCUCACACAAUUCUCCCACUCUUAGACUGGGCCCUGGGCUACAGCACCCAUGUAUCAGUCGUGGUUAACCAGCAGCUCCAACUGAGUUCUGGCACCUGUAGUGCUUCCCUCUAUGGGGGUCUGUGACCAGUGGUGGGGAAAGAAACAACCCCAGAUUUCCUAAAAACCAGGCUAGCAGGAGGUCGAGCCAGAAUCCUCAGAGCCAAGGGCUCUGUCAUUGUCCCUUAAACAUUGUCAAGUGUUUGCUGAAGGACGACUUACCUUGAGCCAUUCUUUUGCUUCCUGCUUGUUUUUCCUCACAGCACCCUGUUAAACUAAACCCUGAUAUUCACACAAUAAAUAUCCCAAUAACUAGUACAACAUACAGUAUUCUUAAGUUAUUGCCACACAGCUCCACGUAAGUUACUCCCCCGCCCCUCCUGUUGGCCUCCAAAGGGGACAGGUGAGGGACUUGGCUCUGUCAACCCACAGGUCAUCCUGCAGUGAGGAGCUCCACUCUGCCAAACCAUAGGAAGGUGGACAGAGCAGAGGUCCCCUCUGAUGAGCCAUAGGCUGCUCUACAGAAAGGGGCUUCUCUAAGUUUCUCCCCACCAAGCCUUCUCCCGUUCCACAGGGCUGAAGGGCUCCUUUUCCCCAUCAGAAAGUUUGUGAAAUACAAAAUGCAAAUCCCCUAUGGCCUGCUUCAGCUACAAGACUUCCCUUCUUCCUACCCCGUCCCCAUACAUUAGCCCCUAACAAGCACAGGGGGCAGACGAGAGGAAGAGUUGCUGCCCAUUGACCCAGAGCAUGUGCACUUGCACUGCUGCUAAUGAGGAGACAUGUUCUGUGUCUGACAAACUUCCUUUGCCUUGCAAGAGGGAAGUCCUGCUCUGAUGAGCCUGAUUCCCUAUUGAGCGCUGGAGGAAUUGGAGGGAAGCCAUGCGCGGUAGCAUAUGUAAUUUUCUAAUACAGACUCUCUGAACACAUAUAUCAGAAAUUAAGCUGAAUGCAUAAUAUCCUUAGCCCAGUCAAGUGCCACAUAAUACAUGUCACCGUGAAUAAACAUAUUUAUUAGAAAAUUAGAGAACAAUCAAAAGGACGCAAUAUAUAUAAAAGAAAUGUGCAGAUGCAGUAAGAAAUAACUAUCCAACCCAUUCACAUAUACAUAUUGCAGAAACAAAAAUUAAAUAUCCCUGCUAUACAGAGGCCAUGUUGCCUAGUGGCUAGAGAACUGGACUGGGACUCAGGAGAGCUGUAUUUUAGUCCUGGUUCUCACUCUGGCCCGCUGAGUGACCAUGGGAAAAAAAUCACCAUGCCUCAGUUUCCCGAUCUGUAAAACGGGGAAAAUACCAAUUAGCUUCUUUGUAAAAUGCUUUGACAUCUACUGAUGAAAAGUACUGUAUACGAGCUAGGUAUUAUUAUUAUUAUUUAUUUAUUACAUCGCACACUUUAAUGAGGACACCAAGAUUUUCACUGACCUGGGAAACGUGAGGGUUUAAACAGAAUUACUACAACAAUUCAUAGUCAAAUCUGAUUGUUCAGGUCGGCUGGUCGUAGGUGCCUCCAGCACCACCACAAAAUGCACUAACUACUCCUGACCUUUUCCUAAUGUCAACAAUGUGCUGCUGCCACCUUUCUUUUUGUGGAUGCUAGUACUGUACUCCUCCAGCUAACCUCUCCCAGAUCUUUUCCAACAGCACAAUUCAGACUCUAUUCCAUCGUUGCUGUCAAAUGUCUCUCUCUAGCCCUACUUUACCCAUUACCUCUUAUCUGUUCUGGCUCCACAUGAGGGAGGACAUGAUACCACCUCAAAAUAUAUCAGGCCAGAUCCUCAGCUGUGUCAGUCAGCAUAGUUCUAUUGGCUUCGCCAGGGAGGAUGUGGCCCAUCAUUACUAAGCAUACAGCCCAUAGUAAGGGGCAGUGCAUAGAGGAUCCCUCAGAGGUACUGUGCCUCAGAGAUGCACAACUCUUUGUGGGGCUCCCUGCUUGUAUGGGGGAUGGACAGAGUAAUUUCUUAUACCCUUUUGCAGGAUGCAGCAUACUUCAGUCAUGCGGCCACCAGUUCCACUGGCUAGAGUGGGUGGGUGGCAGAGCCAUGGUUCCACCUAAUCUUUGCCUCUCCUUGUCCCUUGGGGGGAGCAUCCGGGCUGCCACUCCUCUGCUCCUUUGGCUGCUGGGGUUGCAUUUGUGGCUGGAUCUUACACAGCUGCGAAAGUUAGAAGAAUCCUUAUUCCUUCCCUACUGCACUGCACAGCCACGUAAGGGCUAGUCAUGAUGUAGCCCUAGAUCACUAAUCCAGGGAUUAGUCCAAACAUUUGCUGAGGCAGAAGAAGAAAAUACAUUUUGUCAAACUGAGAAGAACAAGAGGGUCCUGGGGGUAAUUGCUCAGAACAGAUGUCAGAAUAUGACAAAACCUUGGGUACCACUGAUUUCAGCAACCCUGCAGGAGCUUUUCACUUCCCUGGAGCUGCCACGGUACAAACAUGCCAAAUACUUUUCGAGGAAAUCCAACCACAUGCUCCUAAAAGACACACAAAUUAAAAAAAAACCAAACCAAAAUGAAAAAUACAAUUUCAACUCCCACACCUGAACGCGGCUCAUUUUCAGCAAGCCACAGAUUCAUAGCAUCAUUGAUGUUAAGGCCAGAAGGGAUAAUCAUCUAGUUUGGACUCCUGCAUAAGACAGGCCGUAGAACCUUACCCAGUGAUUCCUGAGUCAAGCACAUAACUUCUGGCACAGCUCAUACAUAGCUUAAGAAAAAGGCACUAUUGUUUCAGACUGACUCUGAGUAGACUUUUUUUCCUCAGCCAGUAAGAGUCUGUAUAUCCUCCUGUACUGUCCUGUAUUUCCAAUCAGAACAUUUUCACCCUGUACCCUUGUCUCUAUCUGGCUCUUGCUCUCUCUUGAUGUGCUCAUCUGAACAAAUUUGUGUUAAACAUCAGCAAUUCUAAGUUUUCAUUUCUUUUAAUUAGCACUAAUAAUUGUCUAGCUUCUUAUUCAGCCCAAUAUAUACACUUUGCUCUCUCACACAACACGUUUUUCAAGUUUUUAACAGCAAGUUGAAAGAGCUAAACAACACACAAGAUUGGAGUGAUGGCAAGAAAAUUGUUACAUUCAAAUACCCACUACCAAGAGCAAUGUGGAAGAAACCAUCAACCUCCAACCACCAACCCAUUUAUCAUUGCCCCAU
This is a messenger RNA of Dermochelys coriacea (leatherback sea turtle), 5288 nucleotides long. It is a transcript of the gene TMEM273, whose product is annotated as transmembrane protein 273. The coding region runs from base 227 to 541 and encodes 104 amino acids. The record is from RefSeq and is a predicted model, not a curated record. NCBI's taxonomy places the organism in Eukaryota, Metazoa, Chordata, Testudines, Dermochelyidae. The transcript is spliced from 6 exons.